UAUGACACUUAAUAGCAAGAUCCCAAAAUUUAGUAAAUAACCAUGACACGAUAUGCGGUUUAGGAGUCAUUUAUCCAGCUAUAUAUGUGCCCAUCAUAAUUAGAAAACUAGGGCAUGGAACUAGGGAAGGAGGAAUUAUUAACAAACCACCAUUGCCAACAACCAGUAAAAGAAAACAAAGGAAUAAGUAAGAAGGUGAGAUGGGAGACAAAUACAUUGCAUUGUUGUUGGUUUGCCAUGUAGUCGUUGCAUGUGUUAAAGCUGAGACCUUUGAAGAAAAACGCAGAGGCUGCUACAAUUAUUGCACUGAAGCUUGCAUUUACCCUCGAUCUUUCUGCAAGUGGUGGUGUAAUGGUCGCUGCAAAAACCCAGCACUAUGCGACAGCUUAGUAGAAGAUAAUGGACCAAAAGAAUAUCCUGUACCAACAGAAGAAGACUACAACAACUAUAUCUCGACCCCACCCACAUCCCCAUCACCUAAGAAGAAUGAGGUGCAUCCUAAAUUGGUGGCAGAAGACGAGCCUAAGUUGGAAGCAGAGGACGAGCCAAACCAUGAUUUGUAGAAUGCAACGGAGUCCAUAGAGGGUGUUUUCCAAUUGCACAUGUAGCUUAA
Vigna umbellata (rice bean) is the source of this 613-nucleotide messenger RNA. NCBI's taxonomy places the organism in Eukaryota, Viridiplantae, Streptophyta, Magnoliopsida, Fabales, Fabaceae. The record is from RefSeq and is a predicted model, not a curated record.